CUUGACCAGCGACGAGGGACGUACGCAUCUGUCUAUUAAUAAGAUACAAUAAUAAAUAGAGAAUCGUACGCGUACGUUCACUUUGAAUGAAGCUGAAACGUUUUAUUUUAUGUACUCUAUAAUUUAUAUGCUAUGUUAAUUAGGUACUUGAGAUAUUUUCCAGAUAAGUUUCCUUUUUUAUUUACUUCGUGAGUAAUUAAUGCGUGUUUGCGUAAUUAACGUUGAUUAAGCGAUAGGACAAUUAGUGUCGGCUGAGCCAAAGAUUAUUAUUAUUAUUAAUUCGUUGUCGCUUAGAAUAACUUACCGUCCUCGAAGAUGUGGCUGCAGAAAUAAAAGCACCACAGGCAAGGAUAUUAUAAAUAUGAGUUCUGCUAAAGAUGAUGAGGACUUUUGGUACAGCAGUGAGAAACGGUCCUUCUGUUUCGAAAACAAUGAGGUGGAUCAAUUGUUUGGAGUAUCUAAGACUGAUACAGAUAAAUUAUGGGCUGGUAUUUCAAACACCUCAACAUCAGAGGCAUCCUUAAAAACUACGAGCGAUUAUCAGCCACUUAAACCCAUGUUAUCUGUUAUCUCGGAGAAGACACUUUCUUGCAGUAUGUCAGUGAAGUCAUAUACAAUUUUGGCACUCGAUAAAUUACAGAAUCUCCAACCUGAACCAACAGCUGUACAACCAGACAUAACGCUUAGAAAAAUUUUACUUGGCCAGUCUUAUUCUUUGGAACCAUACAAAUCGCUUGCCAGCAAAACUGCCUUGUUAGAUGCAGCUAUAAUAAGCGGAGAUGGAAAUGCAAUUUUAGUUAUUAUAUUAUUUCUUACAAAUACUCUUAAGAGAUCUUUGGUUCAAAGAAUAUUAGCGGAAAGACCAGAUGCUGUAAAUGUUUACAUAAGAUAUCUUUCAACAAGGAUGCAAAUAAAUGAAAUGACCGAUAUCUUGACGAUGCUAGGACAAACAAUGGACGCUGCUAUGAAAACUUUACACAUUAUAAUAAAAAAUACACGCGAUCCUGACAGACUAUUACAGAAACUUCGAAAUAGUUAUAAGACACAAUUUUCAGCUUUAAAUGAUUGUAAAGAAGCUUCAUUUGUUCAAUCUUACAUACAGUUACUGGAAUGGCAAACGGUAGUAAAGAAAGUAGAUGGAAACGAAGAAAUCGAACUAAAUUCAUCUGUUCUUGACUGUCUAAGACAUGCAUGUAAAAGUCAUUGGAAUGUAGCAGAAGGGACAUUAAUGUCUCCUACAAGAUUAUCUCAGCAACACGAUAUAUCUCCUAGGCAAUAUCAGAAAGUUGCAUUAGAAGUUAGAACAUCAGCUGGUGAAUGGGAUGAUGUUGAUAAAUUACUUUUAACAAAGGGUUGGCUAAAUAGUAAAAAGUUACAAAUCCAUCUGCCUAUUGAAGAUAUAUUAAAAAUAUUGCAAAAAAGCAAGGCACCCUCCAGUGUUCUUGAAAAAUAUUUGAAAUACGUAGACAAUAUAGAGAGACGAUUGGAAUUAGCGAGAAAUAUGCAUUGUUUUAGAAUAGCAAUCGACAUACUUGUACAACAAGCAGAUCGUGCUACAUUAAUGGAAUAUAAAACAAAGUUGCAGCCACAAUCAGAGGAAUAUUUUUACGCGGAAAGCGCGUUGCGUUUACCAUCAAUUAAAUGGAAAAACUAGGAUUAAUAUUUUACUACGUUUAAAUAUUUAUUAUAUAAAAAAAAAGGACCAUAUAUCUUUGUACAGUGGAGUUUGAUUUAUGCUUUCAUAUAAUCUAUUUAAAUUGCAA
Messenger RNA from Osmia bicornis bicornis, 1763 nucleotides. RefSeq names its product spermatogenesis-defective protein 39 homolog. The record is from RefSeq and is a predicted model, not a curated record. Gene Ontology annotation, biological process: vacuolar transport; intracellular protein transport. Gene Ontology annotation, cellular component: cytoplasm. The coding region runs from base 362 to 1654 and encodes 430 amino acids. The transcript has 10 exons. Lineage: Eukaryota; Metazoa; Arthropoda; Insecta; Hymenoptera; Megachilidae.